Molecule: messenger RNA, 2514 nt
Organism: Ricinus communis (castor bean)
Lineage: Eukaryota; Viridiplantae; Streptophyta; Magnoliopsida; Malpighiales; Euphorbiaceae
Product: prolycopene isomerase, chloroplastic
Exons: 13
Coding region: 323-2191 (622 amino acids)
Biological process (GO): carotenoid biosynthetic process
Molecular function (GO): oxidoreductase activity; carotenoid isomerase activity
Source: RefSeq, a predicted model, not a curated record
AAGAACCGCUAUAUGAUAUAAUAUGACAACUUUCCUUUAAGGUACUAAUAAUUUUGUCUGUGUCUUCCCUCCAUAGUGUAAGAAUCAUGACAUGGAAUCCAAACCCAACUCACUCUCCACUACUCAAUUUCAUUUCCAUUUCAGCAAUAUAACACCCAAUUCUCCCCCCACUUCUCUGUAAUAAACAAAACCACCAACUCUAAGUUCUUCACCCACUAAAACUCCUUACCAAAUUGAUUGCUUCAAUACCCACAAACCAAAACUUCAUAAAUUCACUUUCUUGAGCAGCUUCGUAUUGCAAUUUCUGUAGGUACUUGGCGAGAUGAGUUUAGCUUUCAGUAGCACAGUUCAAUUUGGUAGUUUUGGACCCAGAAGCCAGAAACAUGGAUUUUUCUCUUUUGAAACUUCCAAAGUCUCAUACCUUUUCAAUCUCAGUAACAUCAAUUCAGGGUGGUUAUGCAAUUCCACGUCCAGAAAUUUAGAAUAUAGAAGUGCAAGUUUCAAUAGUAAUAACAAGUUUAGGUCUUGCAAGGUGAAGAGGAACUUGGCUUUGAGGACAAAGUCAGUGUUGAGUGUGAAUAAAAAAGUGGAUAUACAGGGGAAUAGAGGAGUAAGCAAAUUUGAUGCUAUUGUUAUUGGUUCUGGGAUUGGUGGUUUGGUUGCUGCUACACAGCUGGCUGUGAAGGGAGCUAGGGUUUUGGUUUUGGAGAAGUAUGUGAUUCCUGGUGGGAGCUCUGGUUAUUAUGAGAGGGAUGGUUAUACUUUUGAUGUUGGGUCUUCAGUUAUGUUUGGCUUCAGUGAUAAGGGCAACCUAAAUUUGAUAACCCAAGCAUUGGCAGCAGUUGGUCGUAAGAUGGAGGUGAUUCCUGAUCCAAGUACUGUCCAUUUCCAUCUACCCAAUAAUCUUUCUGUUCGAGUUCACAGAGAGUACAGUGACUUUGUCUCGGAACUUAUUACUAGAUUUCCCCAUGAAGAGCAAGGGAUUCUUAAAUUCUAUGGUGAAUGUUGGAAGAUAUUCAAUGCCUUAAAUUCAUUGGAAUUGAAGUCACUGGAGGAGCCAAUUUACCUGUUUGGGCAGUUCUUUCAGAAGCCUCUUGAAUGCUUGACACUGGCUUAUUACCUGCCGCAAAAUGCUGGAGACGUAGCUCGAAAAUACAUAAAGGACCCUGAGUUAUUAUCUUUUAUUGACGCGGAGUGUUUUAUUGUCAGCACAGUUAAUGCGUUGCAGACACCAAUGAUUAAUGCAGCCAUGGUCCUAUGUGAUAGGCAUUUUGGAGGAAUUAACUAUCCUGUUGGUGGUGUUGGUGGAAUUGCAAAGUCUUUGGUGAACGGUCUGGUUGAUCAGGGGAGUGAAAUUCUGUACAAGGCAAACGUGACUAACAUUAUACUGGAGCAUGGAAAGGCUGUGGGAGUGAGGCUGUCAGAUGGAAGAGAGAUCUUUGCCAAAACCAUAAUAUCAAAUGCUACUAGAUGGGAUACCUUUGGGAAGUUGUUAAAAGGUGAAAAGCUUCCACAAGAAGAAGAGAACUUUCAGAAAGUUUAUGUCAAGGCUCCAUCCUUUCUUUCCAUUCACAUGGGUGUUAAAGCUGAGGUUCUGCCUCCAGAUACAGAUUGCCAUCAUUUUGUGCUUGAGAAUGACUGGGCGAGAUUACAGGAGCCUUAUGGCAGUAUAUUUUUAAGCAUUCCAACUGUCCUCGAUCCAUCGCUAGCCCCUGCAGGGCACCAUAUUCUUCACAUAUUCACGACUUCUUCAAUUGAAGACUGGGAGGGACUCCCUGUAAAGGAUUAUGAGGCAAAGAAGCAGCUGGUUGCAGACAAAAUUAUAGGCAGAUUGGAGAAGGAACUGUUUCCAGGGCUCAGAUCAUCAAUUGCUUUUAUGGAGGUGGGGUCACCCAAGACACACAGGCGGUAUCUAGCUCGUGAUAAAGGUACUUAUGGACCAAUGCCAUGCAGAACUCCUAAAGGCUUAUUGGGAAUGCCAUUCAAUACAACAAAUGAAAAAUUUCAGGCUAUAGAUGGUCUUUACUGUGUUGGAGAUAGCUGUUUUCCAGGACAGGGUGUAAUAGCUGUAGCCUUUUCAGGAGUAAUGUGUGCUCAUCGUGUAGCUGCUGAUAUUGGACUGGAGAAAAAGUCCCCUGUAAUGGAUGCUGCUCUCCUUCGACUUCUUGGCUGGUUAAGGACAUUGGCAUGAGUUGUCUAAUGGGAAGAAACACAACUUGCCACGUAACAUUCUUGCUCCUAUAUUGCGGAGUGGCAAUGACCUACAACAGACUAAUGCCAAAUGAAAAUUUCCUGACCGUUGAAGGCAGGCACUACUACAUGGCUUCCAACAAAUUUUCUAAGUAGAAUCAUCGUGUACUUGUUAGGCGUCACCAACAUGUAUAGAGCCGCAAGGUGGUCUUUCUUACUGUUUUAGGAAAAGGAAAAACAAUCUGCUUCUUUCCCUGUAUGUAUUCAAGUGGUGACCCUGAAAAUUUUCUUGGAAAUAAAUAUAUUAGCUCAGGUUCUAUUGAA